UUCAUUCGGAGUGGACAAAAUGGCGGCAUCGGGACACACUGCGCUAAAUGAUCGAGAAUUACGGACAGAAUUGAAGCGCUUAGGCUUCAAUGCUGGACCGGUUACCGACACCACUCGGAAAGUUUAUUUCAAGAAACUAAGCAAGCUCCAAGCUGAGGAGAAAUUGAAGGUGAAAUUGCCAACGCCGGCCGUUCCAGGGCGUAAAUUACUCGGGUUCAGUUCCGACGAAAGUGAUGGUGAAUCAGCGGGCAACAGGAGGCGCUCCACGCCGGUCCCAAGCAAAGGUUUACGGCGACGAAGCUUGAAAGUCCGGGCUCAAACGCCUCACAAUGGGACGGCCGAUGACCACGGAGAUACACCUGCAAAGUCAACAAAGCUUCCCUCGGAAGGUUCACGGUUGAAUUCCAGUUCCAAAUCGAAGAGAUAUUCGACAGGUAUGUUGCCAAGUGCAGGUCCUUCAAUUGACCGAACUGUCCACGGGAAUAAAUCGAGAGCGCGCGCCAGCUUAUUGGCUGGCCGGGAUGCAGUGUCUAAAUCCAGGGUUGUGCCAACUCCAAGCAAAGGUGAAUUUUCGGACUCUGAUGUGGAUGAAAAGGAUAAUAAAGAAGAAGAAGAUGAAGAUAAUAAUGAUGAGUUAACCGAGCCUCAAAUGACUGAGGCUUCGACAAAUUCAUCAAAUUCAAAGUACGACGUAAGAAACAGAAAUUCAAGAGGCAGGAUGAAUGAAACGUACACAAAAGACCAUGUUAAUUCAGAGGCAAGCGAUUUAUCAUCGACUGGUAACAAGACUUCCGGACUCUGGUGGUCCUCAACAGCUAAACCUUCUCCUCGGCAAAGCCUCCCGAAAUCAUUAACCCCAAGAACUAGCACCCCGCGCAAAUCCAAUCGUUUGCGUCUGUCAGAUGCCUACGAUGACGAGGUGGACACAAGUCAACUAAACGAUAACGCAGCCCGAAACAACAACAGUAAUACUCUUGCCCCAGCAUCAAGAAAUAACCUCAACUCCUCCAGAAACCCAAACCUCAAUCAAAGCAAAUCAAGUUUCAGCAGCAAAGUAAACAAUGUGUCCCUUCCACGAUCCACCAGUUCAAGCUUCCUGAACUCUAAAUCCAACCACACACCAAGAAGUCACCCCUAUGCCUAUCAGCAGCCGGACAGAUCAAAGUCGUCAACGAGCAACCCUCGCAACUCUGACCUACCUGAAAGAGAGGAGAACCUCUACGAAGAGUUUGCCACGGAGGACCACUCAGCCUCCAGCCUUGGCUCCAGGAUUGGUCACCAUGUCCCAAUGAUCUUGCUGUCGUGUGCCUUUCUUUUCUUUGUAGUUUUGGGGAUGGUUUACAUGAAUGUUGGCACCGAAAAUCUAGAGGAUUCAAGACACUUCUACAUCGCUGAUGGAAGCAGCAACUUUGGGAACACAGAAGAAAUGGACCAUAUUGAGGCCAUGAAGAUUGUGCAGGCUUUGUAUGUGAAGUUAUCUGAUCUUGCAGGAAAGUACGAGUGUAAAGCGCCUGAUGUCACAAGCAACAAUAUGACAUUUGAUGAAGCAAAGUUGUUUCUCAAGUUUGAAUUUCGGAGUGAGAUUAAGGAACAGACAUUCUGGAUGGACCGCCACUUUGAGGGUGCUCUUCAAAAGAUUGUUAACAACACCCAGUGGGGUCUCAGGUUAUACAACUCUAAGAAAGAGCCUCUGACGGUAGAAGAGGGCAACCUAAAGAAGUUGACUGAACAGACCAUCUGGUUGGAGUCAUUGCAACCCCAGAUGUCUUGGCUGUGUAGGGUGCAACGAUCAGCAGUGUUGGUCAUCUUUAGGCUGGUCGUGUUUGCUUUAGUGGUGCUGGUGUUGUGGCUGGUGUACAAGUACACAAUGUAUCGCAUAAAGCGAGACAGGGAAGAGAAGCAACGAAUGCUUGAACUCGUGGAUGAAAUUAAUGAGAUGUUGAGAAGUCAUCAAAUGGCCUACAACAAGGACAAGAGCUUGUCUCCGUACCUAGCACUACCACAUGUCCGAGAUACCCUCAUACCGCUUAAACACAGACGAGAGAAGCAGCGACUCUGGGACAAGGCCGUCCUUUUUAUCAACACCCACGAGUCACGUGUACGGAUGGAGACACAGCAAAUUGCCGGGGAAGAGUUUCUAGUCUGGAGAUGGCUUCUACCGUCCCUGGUGGUCGCCUCGUUCACUCCAAUGACCGAACUGGAGCUGAACCCCAACAGAGUGAAAGUGUGGCAAGGCACAGCGUUUGACAAUUUGGACACAGCCAUCAAGACACCUCGCUACACCCCAACGCCAUGUCUCAAGAUCAGGAACAUGUUUGAUCCAACACUGGAGGCAGAUGGUGACUGGCAUGUGACAAUAGAGGAUGCUAUACUGGAACGAUGCGCCGACAAUGACGGUAUUGUUCACGUCGCUGUGGAUAGAACCUCCAGAGAGGGCUGUGUGUAUGUGAAAUGUGCCACACCGGACAGUGCAGGCCGAGCUUACAGAGCACUACAGGGAAGCUGGUUUGAUGGGAAACUGGUGACCGUGAAGUACCUUAGAUUAGACCGUUAUCAUCAGCGCUUCCCGUAUGCAGUCAACUACAAUGCACCACUGAGGCCUUCCAAUAACCUCAAGAAAUCCCUCUCUCAUCCCGGCCAAUCAUCCUCUCUGGAAUCAUCGUAGGUUCAAAGGUCAAGUCAGUUGGGCUCCUUCCCCACCCCCAGGCCAUCGGUCAUUGUUUUCAAAUUGCCGCCGUGCCUGGUGGUGGAAACUGUAGUCAAUUUAAUUUGGCAGACAGUCUGAUCUCUUUAUGUUCUUUGCUCUGGGUGCGGACUUGGUGCUCGACCUCAGAUAAUUGUAGAUUAUACCCUCUGGUUAUUGGUACCGAUUAAUAUGUACAUAUACAUGUAUCAAAGUUUCGUUUUGUUGUUGAUGUGUUUUUUGGGGGAUGGGGGUGGGGUGGGGGAGUAUAUCAUCAAGACGGGAAACCAGUUCCUUGGUGCUGGUUAUCAUUAUGCUACUUCAAUAGGAGACUUUUGAGACGCUGGCGGCAGCAGAUAUAACAGUCUUUUUUGUUGCGGUUCUGAGCGAGGGCGCACAUGCUAUUGGAUUGUGCACAUUGGUCUGAGCCAGCACUACUGGUGAAAACGGAAAAAGGACCGUCCAAAAGUCUCCAAGUGACAAUGUGUACCGAGUGACUCAUGUUUGAAGAUUGCUGUUCAAUAAAACAGCAGCUCAUUGCAGACUACUCUCAGAACACAUUUCACUGCUUGACCCCCUCUUUGUGUGGAUCAUUGUAUUCUACUUUUAAAAACCUCUUUCUAACCAUAUGCAUUUUAUAACAAACGGUUACAAACGCUUUGUAUAGACCAACUCGUCCGAUCCAAGGCAAUGUGUUCCUUUAAGAACCAACAGCAGACAACUAUGCCAAGGCCAAGUUUGCGCAAGGUCUAUUGUCAACUAUAGUUUGACAAAGUUUGUCCAAACUCUUUCCAGUCAAUGAUAGUUGGUCUUCGCUUUGACUAUUUGGAACCAACCUAUCGGGCAUAGUCCCAACGCUGGUUACCAAUAGCCAGUUUAAUAUAAUAGCACAGGGUAGAGGGCACCAGUUAUAAGAAAAUGAUAACAAGCGUUAAGGUGCCAGUCGCCCUGAGAUGACAUGGCGGAAAUGACUCGCACUUUAUUCAACGUCUGUGCGCAUGCCCUCCAUCACAUAACAGCCACUUGUUAACCAUCGAUCAUUGCACGAACUUGACCCUAGCUGAAUUUUUGAAGUUUGGCAUAAACCUGAGGAACAAUAGUGCCAUAAGCGCUUUGGCUUGGGGCUCCAACCAUGGUUUUUCUGAAAAAGAAAGAUAAAAAGGGCACACAUUGGGUCAGUUCCCUGGAAAUUGCUUUCAGUGCUCUUAAAAAGACUACUUGGCGGAACUAUAGAUCUUUGUGGGUGCAUUUACUGCUGUUGAAUAAGAAACUUACUUAUAAAUAUUAAACUGUACAGUUUUGUUUUUGAUUUUCUCUUUUCUUUUAUUAAAGAAAAAAGUUGAAAAGUACUGGUCGUAAUGUUUACGUAGAAUGUACAAAGACGGAAAUUAGUUGGUUAUAUGGAAGGUACAGAUUUACAGAAAGAAGUAAACAGUGAUUGUAAGGUUGCAAUUGCUGUAGGUUUGGACUUUUGGGGCGGAAAACAGUUCUUAAGAAGAGAAUAAGUUCUGUUAUUGGAAACUGCAAAGACUGUGUAUGAAACGCCUAUCCCCAAUUUGAGUUGUGUGUAACGUAUCUCAAGCAUAGAGGUCUUUAAUCACCCUGCAACAAUCAUGGUCUUAUCCUCAGUACAAUUAUAUUAUGUUGCUGCCAUCUUGGUCACGUUCCAAUUCAUUGUAUAUAAGGGAACCUGACUAUUUCUCCUUCCAGCCUCGGUUUGGCUACAUUGAUUUGAAUGGGAAAACAUCAAUUUCUGGUGCAGUCUUGAAUGGCAGAUGAACCUUGAAUGGUAGCUGUUUUCCUCCGACAGCAUUUCUCAUUUAGUAUCCCUUCUGAUCUGAUGUCCCAGCACAUGGUACCAGUAAAGGACGCAGAGCUGCAGGCUCUCCCUUACUCUACAGCCUGAUCCAACAUUUCCCUGAUUAUAAUAACUUUUCCCCUAGUUUGUUGAAGGUAAUUCAACGUUUCUAUCGGAUUGCAAGAUUCAAAGGUUGGUUGCUGUGAGAGGCUUUUUCCCUUCCAGUGUUGCCUUUUAAACCGGUAUGGGACUCACAGUUUGAAGGGACGAUUGUGGCUUAUAGCAAAAGCAUCUUGAUAGCCUAUGUGUUACCCAAGAUCUGCAUUAAGGAUUGGUCCAUGAUUGACGCAAGAUUCAAAGGUUGGUCGCUGUGAGAGGCUUUUCCCCUCCAGUAUUGCCUUUAAACCGGUAUGGACUCACAGUUUGAAGGGACGAUUGUGGCUUAUAGCAAAAGCAUCUUGAUAGCCCAUGCGUUACCCAAGAUCUGCAUUAAGGAUUGGUCCAUGAUUGACGCAAGAUUCAAAGGUUGGUCGCUGUGAGAGGCUUUCCCCUUCCAGUGUUGCCUUUAAACAGGUAUGGGACUCACAGUUAAAAGGGAUGAUUCAAGUGGUUUGUAGCAAGAACAUCUUGAUAGCCCAUGCGUUACCCAAGAUCUGCAUUAAGGAUUGGUCCAUGAUUGACGCAAGAUUCAAAGGUUGGUCGCUGUGAGAGGCUUUUCCCUUCCAGUGUUGCCUUUAAACAGGUAUGGGACUCACAGUUAAAAGGGAUGAUUCAAGUGGUUUGUAGCAAGAACAUCUUGAUAGCCUAUGCGUUACCCAAGAUCUGCAGUAAGGAUUGGUCCAUGAUGCUGAUGUAGCUCACUGAGAAAUUAGUCUCUUUGUUUUGUUGUGUGGGGAUACUCUGUAUUGUAGAUAACACAGAUAUUAACCUCUACCUCUGAAUGUAGGUGGUCUUCCUUGGAAGUUGUGCGCCACCUGUAAGGAAGGGCAUUGAUAUUUCCUCGGUAAAGUCGGGGAGCGGGGCAGAAAUGGCCGACUAAAUUUCCGUCUGUACUUCUGCACUCUUUACAUGUAAUCAAAAGACUGAAAUACAGUCCUGUAUAAUUGUGUACAUAGCAUUUUUAGUGGAUAUAACGUAGUAUUCUUCUGGAAUCAGUAGUGUAACUAGAGUCUGUGUACAGGAUUCUUUAGGAAGUCCUCCUUGCAGAGGUUCGGGUGGAAUCUUGAAAACCACCCACUUUUGUUGAAUAUUCAAUUUAGUUGUACACUUAGUUGAUUAACUCAUUCUAGAAUUAUGUUAUUCUGUUAUUAUUAUUUUUUUGUCUGGAGAAAAUGCAUUGUAACGUGUUAAUUUUUUGAUAGGUUGUCUCAUUUGAGAUUUUUUUCUCUCCAUUAUGUUAUCUCCAAAAGCAGUGCUCAUUUUCUCUGAUAUUACUGGAAGACUUGUUAUAGCGCCCUCGUGCUGAUAGCAAGUGGAACAAGUGAUGAAUUCAAUUCUAUUUGUGCAGCAAUGUUUUCUAAAGUAAUUGGAACUGAAUGGCGUUUGCAAUGAAAUGAUCAGUUGUAGUAGAACGACUAGACAUUUCUCUGAAUAAUGGCAUUAAAUUUGAAUUCUUUAUCUCAUAUCAACUCAAUUUACUUAUUGACUUUGUAUGAAUUACAGCAACGAUCACUUUUUGCCCUUUUCAGUCAAGUAGGUCUUUAAACAUUCUAUGGACCCCAGAACAAAAUUUCCAAGAGCCAAAUUCCAUAAUGAUAUUCGCAUUCAUAGCUGACAAGUUUUGGACAUUUUAGACUUUAAUCAGUCUCUUCCCUGCGAUUGGAUGUUGAAAGCCAAACUGUGGAUGUGGAGGUGGGCGGGGGAAGUCUGGAGGGGGGGGGGGUAAUCACGGUGUAAAGCUUGCCAACUGGGUGUCAAAUAAAGUUCAUUCCAUGAUGGUACUAGCUGAAAUGUUUAAGAUGGUAAAAUUUUGCAACUGCUUGUCAACAUGGAAGGAAGCGCGGAGUUUAUGCCCUCAAAAAUGUUAAGCUCACACACCUGAAAUUAGUGAAUUUAUUCUUGACAGAGUGAUUGUGGUACAUUAUAGCAUGGCUAGGUUUAAAUACUAAACAUUUAAUGAAGUGGUAAAACCACUUGGGUUUUGUAUGUAUUUUGGAUGGUUUUAAACUAUUGUAUUUGUUUGGUGAAAGCUUAUUUUGUUCAGGGACGCAGAUCCCCAAGGGGACUUUUUGAUAAUAUUUAAAUAAGUGUUUCUUUGGUUUGAGGAUAGUUAGAAGAUAAAUGCAUGGAUAGGUUUUUUUCCACCACAAUAACUGGCGGUCAGUUUAACUGAUUAAUUUUUUGAAAAUUUUGCUGGGUGGUGAUGAUGAAAACAGUCGUUGAAUUCAGAUCCUUGCCGUGGUUUCAAAACGGGCGACUGAACUGUCACGACUGUUUAAUGACUGUCAACGUGAACCCCACCUUGAUCCCAUUCACGUUGGAAUGGUGUACAUAACUUGAAGUAUUACAAUUUAAAUAUGACACGUAUCACAGUGUGUUUGGUAAAGUUAGCCCAGCACUUGUUUGUUUUUGUUUAUAAACUUAAAAGAUGAAUUGUCAUGUGUUUAAAACUGUUUACGGUACUGUAUUUAUAUUUACUACUAAUAAAUCAAAUACAUUUAGUAUUAAUAAAUAA
Molecule: messenger RNA, 7155 nt
Organism: Asterias rubens (European starfish)
Lineage: Eukaryota; Metazoa; Echinodermata; Asteroidea; Forcipulatida; Asteriidae
Product: inner nuclear membrane protein Man1-like
Exons: 14
Coding region: 20-2665 (881 amino acids)
Biological process (GO): nuclear envelope organization; negative regulation of BMP signaling pathway
Cellular component (GO): nuclear inner membrane
Molecular function (GO): chromatin DNA binding
Source: RefSeq, a predicted model, not a curated record